CAUGGCGCAUUUUUUUUCAGGGUCAGAAUAAGUAGGAUUAUCUUGUUUGCAUUGGAUCAAUCUUCAACAGCAAGAAGGCGAACAAUGAUUCCAAUUGUCGAUUUAACAAGGUAUUCAUUGUCGGUAUCCGAAGGUGAUGCCCCCACACACACCUUGAAAAAACUUGCUGACGAAAUUUGCUCUGCGAUGAAAAACGUUGGAUUUGUGUAUAUCAUAAACCAUGGCAUUCCAGAAGAAAUGGUUACAGAAAUAUUUGCAUUGUCAAAAACAUUUUUCAACAAACCAGUAGAAGUUAAGCGGAAUUUCGCGAGACCUGUCGACGAUUCCAACGGGUGGAUUGACUUAGAGAAGGAAAAGUUAAACCCAGAUAGGCCGUUUUGUGACCUACGAGAAGCCUACAACAUGAGACCAACGAGAAACAGCACUAUGCCAGAAGACAUCUUCCCAGAAUUUACAAAAUCUUUCAAGGAUUUCUUCAUGAUUUGUGAAAACUUAACAUGGCGUUUACUAGAUUUAUUAGCAAUUGGUCUGGAUAUCGACAGAGAUUAUUUGCGCCAGUGUCACCAAAAAAUGGGCAAGGAACAAAAUAAUACCACCUUACGAGCUAAUUACUACCCGCCAAUUAGAGCGACGGAUGUAAAAGAAGGACAGGCUCGGAGUGGGGAACAUUCGGACUAUGGUUCCAUUACUCUACUUUUCCAGGAUGACAUAGGGAGAUUGGAGAUAAAAGCACAAAACGGAGAUUAUAUGCCAGUAAAGCCCAUAGAGGGCGCAAUAGUAAUGAACCUUGGAGACAUGAUGGAAAGAUGGACGGCAGAUAGUCUAAAGGCCACGAAACACCGUGUGCUUUUACCGGUAGACGAAAACGUGCAGAAGAGAAGCAGACAGUCUUUUGCUUUCUUUGUUCAACCGGAUGAUGACGUCAUGAUCACAUGUUUGGAUAAAUCCAAUAGAUAUCCACCAAUAUCUUCCUUGGAUUAUUUGAAACAGAAAUUUGCAACAAUAUACAAAUGAAAAUCUGUGAACAAAUACUUGAUACGGAAGCCAGUUGGAGCCAUGAGAGUACAACAUUUUACCUGGCGACGCUAGAUAAGUUUUUGUCGUUGAGUACACGGAUUUUAGACUCUAUUUUCAUGUUGGGUUCGCCUACAAAGAAAUAAUGUGUUCUCUAGCAAUCUAAUUGAAAUUAGAUCCUUUGAUCCGCUCCUCUACUAUCGUUACUGUGUGUAGUGAUAGUAGAUGAGUGGAUCAAAGGAUCUAAUCUUGAAUAAAUUGUGUUUUCUAGUUGUUAUCCAUCGGACUUUUAUUGGUUCAAAAACGCCUUUCUGCGAAAUCAAGCGCAUGCGCACUUAUAGUAUAAAAAAAGUGGGGGCCGCCAGAAACUUAUUUGGAAUAUUUUCUCCAGCUGGCACCAGUCGGUUUCCGUGCUUUCUGGCUGCCGUCACAUGUAGUUAUCGGGCGACUGACAAAUAAGUUUAUUAAGUUUUCAAUUAUAAUUUAUUGUUAAAGCUUACAUAGAUAUUUAAUGAUACUAGAAAUAAUUAGACUAAGAAACAAAUGUUUCCUUUAGUUUUUAUUAAUUUCUCGUAAGCGUGACAAUAUUGUGUGGGAACUAGAGCAUCCCGUCACGUUUUUCAUUGGUUGUUGUAAUUUACGUGACGUAAAUGAUUGGUCGCGUUUCAUGAUGUCAUUUUACUACGUAUAUAACCAGCGCUUGUAGCAGACAACACGGAUUUGGGUAGAUUUUGGCUGAUUUACGGGUUGUAGGAAGGUGUUUUAUUUUAUUUAAUUAAUUUUCAUUACAUUUAUUUUGGGAAAAGAGUUUUAAUAGAUUGGGAAUAGAGUUGGUCAUGGCAGGCCCGUAGGAAGCAAUUUCACUUGGGGGGGGGGGGGGGGGGGCACACCAUACCAAAGUAAUUUACGAGAAAAAAGUGAUAUCGACAAAACCAUUAGUAAAAAGAUAACUGCAUACAUAUGUCCAAGCAUUGAGGUGAACGUCAUGUACAUAAAUCUAAUUAUGUACAUAGAAUCUAAUUAGUUUCCCUGAAAACCCCUCAACUUUAAUUUUAAGUUUUGUUUGUUUUGGGGUUUUUUUGGAGGGGGGGGUGUUAAGAAUUUUUUAAAAUCUUUUUUGUUUUUGUUUAUAUCUUUAUCAUUUUGUUAUCAAUCAUUUCUGAGUCAUAAGGUAUUUAGUACUCGGUAAACUAAUUACUUUCCAAAAAUCGCCAGUCUGUAUUCACUUUCACUUACGAACUCCAGUCUCAUUUUUAUGAACAUGCAAUAAAAGUAAAUUGUU
This is a messenger RNA of Ostrea edulis (European flat oyster), 2296 nucleotides long. RefSeq lists its product as uncharacterized. NCBI's taxonomy places the organism in Eukaryota, Metazoa, Mollusca, Bivalvia, Ostreida, Ostreidae. Bases 85 to 1014 code for a protein of 309 amino acids. The transcript is spliced from 9 exons. Gene Ontology annotation, molecular function: dioxygenase activity. The record is from RefSeq and is a predicted model, not a curated record.